UUCACCGAUCGUCAGCGAAAAAGCGCGCCCGAGAAGGUGUUGUGAUAAUUUAUUAAAUAAAAGUGUGAUCGAAAGUGGCUCCAUUGGCAGGCCAAGAUUAAGAUAUCGGAGCGCGAGCGUGAUUUUAAUAUUCCGACUAGUUAUGGAACUGUCCGCGCGCCGCGGGACGCUGCCCCUCAUUCGGGCCGUGAAGAACCACGAAGCUUCUUCCACACACAUUUCUUUCACGACUUGAGCUAACCACGCACCAAAGGCAUUCGAAGAGGCCGCUCGACCCGUCUGCCGUGUCUGUCAUAUCUUGACCCUUCGUGUAUUCGACAAUCAACAAUCAGUUUUAAUCAAACAAACACGUUUGCAUUUUUUUCCAAUGUAAAUUAAAUCGGUUAUAAACGCCUACGAAUAAAUUAAAUAAAAUCCUGAUUUAAUUUUCAACAUUUUAUGCACCAAUCCGACAAUAUUUCAAAACAUUUUCCCAUCAUAGAUGACUUCAUUUGCGUAGCCCCAGGGACCUGCGUAACUAACACUACAGGUGGAAACGUCAUCGAUCCAAGAAUUGUAACUCCGGCGGACACACCACCAGUGACACCUCCACCCGCAGGCUGCCCUAAUGGCACUGUUGCUUGUUUUGGUUUAAUCGGGAGUGGAAAUUGCGGCAGGAGAUAUGUGACUAAUGUAACAACAGCUGAUGGCCCUAGCACCAAUGGAGCCUAUCCUUGGCAAGCAUUCAUCAGAAAUCAAACAGCAUAUACCGGAAGUGGAGUACUUCUAGAUGCGUACCAUGUUUUGACAGCCGCUCAUAAGGUCAACACCAAUCAGGCAACACCAGGUAAUCUUCAAGUUUACAUGGGUGUCUUCAAUCCCACUUCAUUAUCAACAGCCCAGCAACGUACAGUUGUAUCAAUGCGCAUUCACCCCAAUUUCUCCUCUACAACCCUACGCAACGACAUCGCAGUCCUCCGUCUGAAUCAACCAAUCCUGGGAUACCAAGUCAAUGUAGGCACCGCUUGUGUACCUACAGCAGGAACCAGUUAUGUUGGCCGUAACUGCACAGUCUCUGGAUGGGGUCAGACUGGAUUCAACGUAAACGAUUCCCCCACCAGCCCCCAAAAACAAGUCACCGUUUCCAUCGUCGAUUAUACAACCUGCCGCACAUCCAUGGCUCAACCAACCGUCUUGGGGACAAACGUAGAUGUUUUCUUAGAUCAGAAUGAGUUAUGUGCAGGUGGCCAAGCCAACCGUGAUGCAUGUACGCAGGAUGGUGGAGCACCACUCGUCUGUGACGUUAAUGGUACCUACAUGGUGGCAGGGUUAGUUAUAUGGGGUAAAAACUGUGGUCAACCAGGUGUUUAUGGUGUAUAUGUCGACGUUGCUAAAUAUAGGCCAUGGAUUGAUUCGACAAUUGCUUCUUUUGGCUAAUAUCAAAUCGAAAAUCUUCGAAAAUUCUUAGAAAUUGUACACCGGAUGUUAUUUAUUAACUUUUUACAUUGUGUUGAACAUAAGAAAUAAAUCAC
Molecule: messenger RNA, 1511 nt
Organism: Dalotia coriaria
Lineage: Eukaryota; Metazoa; Arthropoda; Insecta; Coleoptera; Staphylinidae
Product: phenoloxidase-activating factor 2-like
Biological process (GO): proteolysis
Molecular function (GO): serine-type endopeptidase activity
Source: RefSeq, a predicted model, not a curated record